Molecule: messenger RNA, 1230 nt
Organism: Salvelinus namaycush (lake trout)
Lineage: Eukaryota; Metazoa; Chordata; Actinopteri; Salmoniformes; Salmonidae
Product: annexin A5-like
Exons: 12
Coding region: 1-1230 (409 amino acids)
Biological process (GO): negative regulation of coagulation
Cellular component (GO): cytoplasm
Molecular function (GO): calcium-dependent phospholipid binding; calcium ion binding
Source: RefSeq, a predicted model, not a curated record
AUGCCCAAGAUCCUGAUUCAGAUGUACGAACCCUUCAUGGCGUUUCAGAUCAAACAGAAAAAUCAGAAGUACCAUGGAGAUCAUGACAGGGAUCCAGGCUUGGAUAAAGAGAUUAUAAUGUCACUGGGAAAACUGCCCUUUAAACAGCUGGAAAAGGACCAUCUGAUCUUCUAUGAGGAAGACCUGAGAGAGUGUGGGAUUGAUGUCACAGAAGCAUCCGUGUACGCAGGAGUGUGCACACACAUCUUUAGAGAGGAGUGUGGGCUGCACCAGAGGAAGGCUUCCUACAGAGGCAGUGUGAAAGACUUUGUCAACUUCAAUGCCAAGCAGGAUGCUGAGCUCUUACACAAGGCUAUGAAAGGCAUAGGCACUUAUGAGGACACCAUUCUCAUGCUCUUGGCAUCGCGCAGCAACAAUCAACGGCAGGAAAUUAAGGUGGAGUACAAGAAGGCCCACGGAAAGGAUCUUGUGAGUGAUUUAAAGUCGGAGCUGGGAGGCUUGUUCGAGACGCUCGUUGUGGCGUUGAUGACGCCUCCCAUUUCCUAUGAUGCCUCUCAACUCCAUAAAGCACUCAAGGGGGUGGGGACGGAUGACGACGUGCUGAUUGAGAUCCUAGCGUCUAGGACCUGCGCCCAGAUUAAAGACAUCGUCAAAGUCUACAAGAAAGAGUGUGGCGGGAAGCUGGAGAAAGAUAUCACCGGUGACACCUCAGGCAACUUCCAAAAGCUUCUAAUAAUGCUUCUGCAGAGGAGCAAUGACGAAGGGGUGGAUGACAACAGGAUUGAGAAAGACGCAAAGGAACUGAUUGCUGCUGGCAAGGGGAAGGUUGGCACAGACGAAGACAAAUUCAUCAACAUCCUGGGCAAUAGGAGCCAUGAACACCUUCGACUAGUGUUUGACGCCUACAAGAAGGUGUCUGGCAAUGAUAUUGAGGACAGCAUUGAGGGCGCGACUAACGGAAACCUGGAGAACUUAAUGCUGGCAGUUGUGAAGUGUGCUAAGAGUGUCCCAGCCUACUUUGCGGAGUCCCUCUACAGGUCUAUGAGGCGUGCUGGCACUGAUGACCAGACUCUGAUGAGAAUCAUGGUGUCCAGGGGUGAGACAGACAUGCUGGACAUCAGAGCCUGCUUUAAGAAGAUGUAUGGGGCCUCUCUUUACACCACCAUCCAGGAGGACACCACUGGGGACUACGGAAAGGCCCUGCUCUAUCUUUGUGGAGGAAAUGACUGA